Rhipicephalus sanguineus (brown dog tick) is the source of this 1482-nucleotide messenger RNA. RefSeq names its product vacuolar protein sorting-associated protein 4B. Gene Ontology annotation, molecular function: ATP hydrolysis activity; ATP binding. Lineage: Eukaryota; Metazoa; Arthropoda; Arachnida; Ixodida; Ixodidae. The transcript is spliced from 3 exons. Gene Ontology annotation, biological process: endosomal transport; vacuole organization. The record is from RefSeq and is a predicted model, not a curated record. The coding region runs from base 1 to 1482 and encodes 493 amino acids.
AUGAACGCCGAAGAAGCGGUUCGAAUGGCAGUCGACUACGGCCGCCGAGCCGAGGCCGAAGAGGAGGCGCAGAACUUCGCCGAGGCCUUCCGCCUCUACAAGCAGGCUCUGUUCUUGUACUUUGUGGCGGCACGAGAGAUUCGCGUCGAGAGCAGCGGGUACCUACAGCGCACGCACGAGUUCAUCCGCUUCCUUGGAACAAGAACCGACGGCGAGUACUCGACGGCCAGUUCGAGUCCGUCGCCCACGAGCCAGCCGGCCCGACUGCUCAGCAGCGGGAGUAGCCUCACUCUCUUUCCGGCCCCCCACGGGCACGAGGAGCACAAAGUUUUCCACACGAGCGGCGUCGUCGUGCUUGGAGAGGCGCAGGUGCGCUGGUCGGACGUGUUCGGCCUCGAGGUCCUCAAGAGGGCUCUCAUGCUCAAUGUUGUGUACCCCGUCAAACACCCGACGUUGUUCGAGAACGCCAAGCCGCUCUCAAGUCUCAUGCUGUACGGUCCGACGGGCAGCGGGAAGUCACACAUCGGUAAGGCACUGGCCACCGAGUUCAACGAUUCGACCUUCUUCUAUGUGAUGUGCCAGCACUUUGCCUCCAAGUGCCUCGUCGGAAACGAGAACCUGACCGUGAGCACACUGUUCGAAAUGGUCCUCAACCACGCACCCAGCGUCCUCUUCCUGGACGAACUUGACGCCCUGAGUGGGACCGGAGUGAGUGGCGAAAGCUCUGGCUUUUUGUACAGAGUGAAGGCUGACUUCCUAAGUCUCCUUGAGGGGAUACUCUUCAAGCAGAAGGUCACCGUCAUUGGAGCAACCAAAUCCCCGUGGGCCGUUGACCCCGCGCUAGCGCGCGUGUUUCGAAAGUGGGUUUAUGUUCCGUUACCGACGGACGAAACACGAGAACUGAUGCUGCUGAACGGUCUUAAGGAUGUCCGCCACCAGCUGUUAGAUGCAGACAUCUUCUACCUUGUGCAGAAGACGGACGGGUACACGUGCGAAGAUCUCACGCUGCUUCAGAGGGAGGCCAAGAUGGAGGUGAGACACAAGCUCAAGUCUUCCACCCACUUUGUCAAGGUCGAAGGGUACAGGAGGCCCGGCAGUGCAUCGAAGACCGGCGAUUUCCUCACGCCGUGCUCACCGAACACUCCAGGUGCGAUCAGGUUGUCCUGGAAAGACAUCCCGAAAGAGGCCCUCUUGGAACCGGAACUCAGCUUGCAAGAUUUCGAGGCGGCCCUGCAGAAGUACCACGCUUCGGUGACAUCCAGCGAGCUUGACAAACUGGAGGCGUUCAGAACCAACCAGGAGUCAAAUGUUCACACCGUCCUGAGGGUCGACAUGAGUGCCUUCAACGAGCUUGACGGCACGAGCCUCGCAGCUUACUUCUCUUUGCAUAGCCUCGUCGUCGUCGUGGGCGCCGAGAAAAGUCCGGGAUGCCUUCAGGUCCGGCCGGGUCCUGUCUCACCGUUGGAGCCGAUCCUUAGCUGA